AUGGAGAAGAAGCGCAAGGCGCCCUCUCGGACGUCAACGCGACUCGGGAGGGCAUCUAAGCGCCGGCAAUCGACACCCCGCGAGCCCACGCCGGAACCUGUGCCCGAACCCACGCCUCCUCCCGUCGUCGAGAAGACGCCCCCUCCGCCGCCGCCACCUCCUCUGCCCAUCUCUAUCGAGGCUGGCAAACCCCUUCCUACAGUCGAGAAGCCACAGCCUGAUGAUCUGUCGAUAGAGGAAUACCAGGACGUUUACGAGAGCGGCGUUCUUGUCGAAUCUCUCAUCCGGUCACGGGACAAAUGGAUAAACGGAGGCCUUUUCGAGAAGUACUGGACAAAACCUCAUAAGCGCAAGGGCGUCCUGCAAGAGGACCCUAAAAACCCCUCCAAGGACACCAUGUCGAAGGUCGGGCCAGUCACCAUCACACUCGAACCGCACAUCUUCGAAGCCACCAUGUAUGUCGUUAAGGACCCCAAGCUACGGCAACAGCACAAGGAGGCGCAGCAGAAGCAUAAACAAAUGGUGCAGCAGCAGAAGCAACAGCUCAAGCAGCAGCAGCAGCAGCAGCAGCAGCAGCAGCAAUACCAACUGCAGCAGCAGCGACAACUCCAACGACAGCAGCAGCAGCAGCAGCAGCAGCAGCAGCGGUACCAACAGCAACAUUUCCAACCAGCCCAGGCUCGCCCAGUCAUCCAGUAUGGCCAGCCAAACAGCUACGUGCCGCUCCCGGGGCCUCCAGUGGCGGCCGCUCACUCACCGGCGCCAGACGCUCGACACGCCUCUGGUAGCCCGGCCCCUAUCUCUGCGCAGCCUCAGCCUCAGCUUCAGAGGCCACCCUCGAAUGAACCCGAAAGGAGGGCCUCUGACGGUCCAAGGCUAGCAGCAGCCCCUUCUACAGCUCUUGGGGGGACCACCCCUUCACCUGCGCCGAGCUACCCGCCGAGACCUCCUCCGGGGCCGGCAGCAGUCGGCAAGACAACAGUCCCACCAGCCGCCGGAACACCUCCCAACACGGCUACUGUUCGGCCGCCUCCGAAUCCCCCUCCAGCACCGCAGGCAGCCGGGACAUCGCCUGCUGGCACGCCUCCUACCGGCGCACGACCGACGUCGAGACCCCCAGCGAGACCGGCUGCCAAUGCCGCACCGGGUCAGCCGGCACCGGCGAAAGCGGGACCAGCAGCAACAGCUUCUGGGUCCGGCAAGCUCAAUACCGCUGCCCCGGCGCCCGCAGCCAAACCCGCCACGAAUGACCCUGUGAUAGCCCUCUUGGCCCAGCGAGCCUCAGGCGAUCCAGAGCUUAGAGAUCUUAUGAAGAGGGUUGCCGUCGGACAGGCAAAGCAGGAGGAACUCAACCAUUUCCAGAGUAUAAUCAACCAACUGAAUGCAGAGUAUAAGCGAGGAGGUGGACAGCAGGGCCCAUCAGCAGACAGACUUCUCGUGGAUGGCCGGACGGUCAAGUACUUUGCGGUCGAGGUGUGCGCCAUCCUCGACUUUGUGCUUGCCUCCAACCUCAACCAGAAGGCAGCGGACCUCAAGCCGCCCCCGCGAAGCGACGCCCUGGUCGUCCUGCUCGUCAAGGCAGCGCUCGAGGAUGAGCGUACAAAGGCCAUGUGUAGGCGCAUAGCCACGGAUAAGCCAGGAUUCACGGACUCGACGGAUCUCAAAGAGAUACUCGAUCGUCUGCACAGAGACUCCAAGACUACGUCGCAGCACCUGCAACACCCUCCGCAGAAGCAGCAGCAGCAGCAGCAGCAGCAGCAGCAGCAGCAGCAGCAACUGCGCCCCCCGCAGAAUCAGCAACAACAACAACAACAACAACAACAACAACAACAACAUAAUCAUCAUCAUCAUCCGCCGCCGCCGCCGCCGCAGCAAAAGCUUCCUCCAGCACCCCAACCGCCACCGCAACCGAAACAGACUCCUGCAGCACCUCAACUGCAACCGGAGCAAAAGCUCCCUCCAGCGCCUCAGCAUCAGCAUCAACAUCAGCCGCAGCCGCAGCCGCAGCUGCAACAGCAGCUGCCGGGACCGCCGAAUCCCCCACAGGGUCAGGCACCUCACGGACCAGUCGAUGACAACGGAAACAUCCAGCCUCAAGCCCCCAAGCAGACAAUCCGCUACAAAGCCCCCACGCCUCUACCGCCGCCGCCGCCGCUCAAGAGCGACGUGACAAAGGUCAUAUUCGACCUCGGCACGGGAGACCGGUACCUGUUCCCCAAAUACAGCAUCCUGGAGUACCUGCCGACGAUAUCGGGCCAGAUGCAGGUGGUAGCCUCGUUCCUCAUCACCCGCAAAGGCGGCGACCCUGAUUACGGCGGCGAACCGGACCUCGAAUACUACCAGCCCGUAACGAUACGCCUGUCCAGCCAGUCGGGCCGCCAUCUCGAGAACCUCGCGCGGGUCGUGCCCCCGCAGGACGAGGUGAGGCAGCACAUGAAUGACAUGAUGGACAGGCUGAUCCGUGCGGAGUACGUCCACCUCGCCCUGCGUCUGCCACGGACCGUCAAGGAGGAGGACGACGACGACGAGCGCGAGCGCGAGCACGGACACGGGCGCAACGAGGAAGGGCGGAGACAAAGAGCCGAGAGGCUGGAUGAAGCCAAGAAGAUUGAACCGGAUGCGUCUGCGCCGGCGCCGGCGCCCCUGCAGCUCUCCAAACCAAGUGUGCUCUGGACGACGCCGGCAAGUGCACCUGCAAAGGUGGACCAUGUGCCACACUCCGUGAAUGAAGACGACGAGGCUGAGGCGCAGUAUAGGCGCCUCAUUCACUCGGUCGCAGCUAAGGGGCCGACUGUUCAGCUAUAG
Molecule: messenger RNA, 2805 nt
Organism: Geosmithia morbida
Lineage: Eukaryota; Fungi; Ascomycota; Sordariomycetes; Hypocreales; Bionectriaceae
Exons: 2
Coding region: 1-2805 (934 amino acids)
Biological process (GO): chromatin remodeling
Cellular component (GO): Swr1 complex
Molecular function (GO): ATP-dependent H2AZ histone chaperone activity
Source: RefSeq, a predicted model, not a curated record